Molecule: messenger RNA, 1377 nt
Organism: Ilyonectria robusta
Lineage: Eukaryota; Fungi; Ascomycota; Sordariomycetes; Hypocreales; Nectriaceae
Product: pseudouridine synthase
Exons: 1
Coding region: 1-1377 (458 amino acids)
Biological process (GO): pseudouridine synthesis
Molecular function (GO): RNA binding; pseudouridine synthase activity
Source: RefSeq, a predicted model, not a curated record
AUGAACAAGCAAAACAAGAAGCAGAAAUACCAGUAUCCGCCGUCCGUCUCAGACCCCAAUGUCCCGCUCAUCACACCUAUCGGCGACCCUUGGCCGCGACCAUACCUCAUCGAGGACGGACUGCGACGACUUGCUCCGUACCAUUUCACCUACAAUACCUUUUGCAAGGAACGAUGGCGCAACCGGCCCCUGAUAGACAUAUUCGAGGCUGAAUUCCGCGACCGACCCCUCGCCUACUACCGCGAUUCGAUGGAGAAGGGCAGUAUCUAUGUCAACGGCAAGGCCGUCGGCCCUGACUAUAUUGUCCGGAACGGAGAUCUCAUCUCACACACCUUGCAUCGUCAUGAACCCCCCGUCUCGGCCGACCCCGUCGGAGUGAUUCACGAGGACGACGACAUGAUUGUGAUAAACAAGCCUGCCGGCGUACCGGUCCACCCUGCCGGCCGUUACAAGUUCAACUCAGUCAUUGAGAUCAUGAAGGCGGAGAGGGGCCCACAGUUCCUGCCGUACCCUUGCAACCGCCUGGACCGUCUUACAAGCGGCAUCAUGUUCAUCGCAAAGAAUGUGCCCGCUGCUGAGGCCCUGGGUGUCAAGAUCUUCCAGCGUACCGUCAGGAAGGAAUACCUUGCCCGGGUUAUGGGUAGGUUCCCAGAUGGUGAGGUUGUGUGCAACCAACCUAUCUUGCAAAUAUCCCCCAAGCUGGGGCUGAACCGGGUCCGUGCCAACGGCAAAUCAGCCCGGACGGUUUUCAAGCGCUUGGCUUACUAUCCACCCCCGGAAGACUCCGUCGCCGGUGAAGACGGACGUCCUAGAACGCCGGAGGAGCUCAAGGACGAGAAACACAGGCCCUGGGUGAAGAAGAGGGGUUAUUCCAUCGUCCGGUGUAUGCCCGUCACCGGUCGGACUCAUCAGUUGCGGGUGCAUCUUCAGUACCUCGGUCACCCCAUCCAAAACGACCCCAUUUACGCCAACGGCCGGGUAUGGGGCUUUGAUCUCGGCGAAGACGAUGCCGAUGGGACCCAAAACACCGAUGAGGACAUCAUUAGUCGGUUAUCUCGGAUGGGCAAGGAAGACGUAGCAGAUGCCGUAGCGUAUUACGACGAUAUGGUGGACAAGUAUGAGAAGAGGAGGGCCGAGAAAAUGACGGGCGAGCUCUGCGACGUUUGCGAGACGCCGCUGUACUCAGAUCCCGGCGACCACGAGCUUUCGCUGUGGCUGCACAGCCUACGCUACGAGGAUGCAGGCGGCAGCUGGGCCUAUGUUAGUCCAUUGCCGCAGUGGGCGCUCCCGCCAAAAGGCAUGAGCGGGCCAACAUCGGUUGGCGGGAUGGAGGAGUUGGUGGAGGCGGUAAAGGACGAAAACCCGGAGAUAUCAUGA